AUGACUGCCCGUGUGGAAGCCAUGGUGAAGUUACCCAGACCCGGCACUCUUCAGGAUUUGAGAAAAUUCCUGGGGGUGGCCAACUUUAUGAGGGAAUUCAUAGAGGACUUUGCUGCCAAAGCAAAACCUCUCUAUGAGCUCCUUAGAGGGGAAGAACCCUCAAUCAAAGGCUGCUUUGAUGAGCUCCUGGGGUUGUUGGGCACCCGUUUAGAAUGUCAGGACACCUUCAUGCGGGACAGUAUACCACCAGCGGAAAGACUGAUUAUUACUUUGCGCUAUUUAGCUACUGGCCACUCUUUGAUCAGUCUUCACUACACCUUCCUGAUCGGGAAAUCCACAGCCAGUGUGAUCGUGAAGGAAACCUGCAUCGCCAUUUGGCAUGUCCUUCAUGCUGCUGUGAUGGCCCAACCAAACAAGGAGGAGUGGCUGAAAAUUGCGGAUACUUUUCAGCAAACAUGCAAUUUCCCGAACUGUGUAGGAGCAAUUGACGGCAAACACAUCCGCGUUCUGAAGCCAAUGAGGAGUGGCAGUCAGUUCUUUAAUUAUAAAAAAUACUUUUCUGUUGUUCUUUUUGCGGUAUGUGAUGCUAACUAUUGUUUCCGUUACAUCGAUGUGGGUUCCUAUGGCAGCAGCUCUGACUCUGCUGUUUUUGGGCAUUCUGACUUUGGUCAAAUGCUCAUUACUAAUGCCCUUGACCUUCCCGGGAACACCACACUGCCUGGCACCACUUAUCCGUCUAUGCCAUUUGUUUUUGUUGAUGACGAGGCAUUUGCUCUAGGUGAGCAUCUUAUGAGGCCAUACUCCAGCCGUGGUCUCUCCAUUGCGCGACGUGUUUUUAAUAAUCGUCUGACAAGAGCACGCAGGGUGGUGAAAUGUGCAUUCGGCAUAUUAUCCAACAAAUGGAGAGUUCUGCACUCACCCAUACAUCUUAAAUUGGAGACCGCCAUCUCGGCUGUGAAGGCAGCAUGUGCUCUUCACAAUUUUGUCAGACAAAGGGAUGGCUUCAAUUUUGAGGAUUCUUUGAGCCAUUCCAUGGAGAGUCCGAAUCGCAGCGGUGUUCGUGGGACCACACAUGGUGCCGCCAUUCGGGACCACUUCACUGCAUAUUUCAUGUCACCACAGGGGGAGUUACCUUGGCAAAUGUAA
Molecule: messenger RNA, 1146 nt
Organism: Bufo bufo (common toad)
Lineage: Eukaryota; Metazoa; Chordata; Amphibia; Anura; Bufonidae
Product: protein ALP1-like
Exons: 3
Coding region: 1-1146 (381 amino acids)
Source: RefSeq, a predicted model, not a curated record